GCUGCUCUGCCCUGCUGACGCUCCUCCAAUCUCUCCUCCUCCUCUUUCCCCUUCCUUUGGAUUCGUUUCAGCUCCCGAGACUGAAAUUGGAUGCUGGCUCGGCUGUGGCAGGAUCGAGUUCCAUUUCCUUCCUUUCCGCCAUGAGAUGAGAAUUGGAAUUGGAGGAGCAACCGUCCUCCCCAGAUUCCUCGAUCCUCGUCUUUGCUUUGCACAGACACCAUUCAUCUCGAUUUCUUUGGCGUCCGCAAGUCACAAGUCAAGUCCGUCUCCCGUCCCUCCUCUGUACCUCGUCAAAGCAAGCAAAGCAAAAGUGGUGCGGUGCCAUCAGAGUAAGCAAGCUCCCAUUUUUCUCUACCCAUUCCUAUUCCUAUACUAGCAGUAGCAGUAUCCAUCGGAUUGCCAUGUCCGGCGACACCGCCGCCGCCACGACGGGGACAGGCACCACCAAGCCCAACCACCACCUCCCACUCUCAAGAGCCUGAUUGAUUCAUGGCCUCCGCCCCCACCACCGCCGGGGCCCGGGCCGCCUCUUCCCCAUCACCGGCGUCCUCGCGGCCCACUGCCACACCGGCCGACACCGCUGCCACGCCACCGGCCGCGCCCCCGCCCCUCACCUCUCCCCCACCCGCCGCUCCUCCACCCUCCUCCCACUUGCAGCCGCCUGGGCCUCCUCGACAUACGGCUCCUCCUCCUCCAAGGCCACCGCUGCUCUCGCCCCCUCCAACGUCCCCGACGCCAUCUGCCGCUCCGACGCCUUCGCUCUCUCCGCCAGCGUCCCCGGCCCCUGCAUCCAACGCUCCUCCGCCAUCAGCACCACCACCCACUAGACACAGGCCAUUGCCUACGCCUGCCAUUGCAGUUGACCCGACCCACUCCGGCGCCGGCAAGAACCCAAGUUCCAACAAGUCGUCCAGCUCCAGCCCAGGUGCGCCGUCCAGGAACCCAUCCGCCCCCUUUGGAAGCCUUGGUACUGGUGUCGUCAUAGCCAUCGCUGCUGGGGUGGUCGCCCUGCUUCUACUUAGCCUCCUAGUCACAGCAGUUUGGUUCAACAACAAGCGCAAGAGGAAGCAAACGAAUGGUUACAGAGCUGGUUUCAUGUCCCCUACCUCGCCUUUUUCUUCGCAGCAACCUUCGGGUGAAUCUGCAAAUGUAGGAUCGUCAGUUGAUCCUUCUGUCCAGACCAAGUAUAGCGCCGGGAGCCCCAGGCUGAAACAAUGCUUGUCCGAUAUCAGCAUGGGCAACUCCAGGUUCUUCUCAUAUGACGAGCUGUAUCAGAUCACUGAUGGUUUCUCAGCUCAGAGGCUGCUAGGGGAAGGAGGCUUUGGGUCGGUGUACAAGGGCCGCCUACCAGAUGGUAAAGAUGUCGCCAUUAAACGACUAAAGGAUGGUGGCGGACAAGGGGAACGUGAGUUCCAGGCUGAAGUUGACAUAAUUAGCCGUGUGCAUCACCGUCAUUUGGUUUCCCUUGUGGGAUACUGCAUUUUCAAUGACCAAAGGUUACUUGUAUAUGACUUUGUUCCUAAUAACACGCUGCAUUAUCAUCUUCACGGACACGGAAUGCCUGUGUUAGAGUGGUCCAUGCGAGUUAAAAUUGCUGCAGGUGCUGCUCGUGGAAUUGCUUAUCUACACGAAGAUUGCCAUCUGAGGAUAAUUCAUCGAGACAUCAAGUCCUCAAACAUUUUGUUGGAUAACAAUUUUGAGGCAAAGGUUGCUGAUUUUGGUCUUGCGAGGUUGGCUUUGGAUGCUGUAACCCAUGUAACAACCCGUGUUAUGGGAACAUUUGGGUACAUGGCUCCGGAGUAUGCCUCAAGUGGCAAACUGACUGACAGAUCAGAUGUAUUCUCUUUUGGUGUAGUUUUGUUAGAGCUUAUUACUGGUCGAAAGCCUGUUGAUGCAUCGAGACCACUGGGUGACGAGAGUCUCGUCGAGUGGGCUAGGCCAUUGCUUUCUCGCGCCCUGGAUACAGGCGAUUUGGGUGGGUUGGUUGACCCCAGGCUUGAGAUGAAGUGGUUGAAUGAGGUGGAGAUGUUCCGCAUGAUCGAGGCUGCUGCGGCCUGCAUUCGGCACUCGGCAUCAAGGAGGCCCAGAAUGAGCCAGGUGGUGCGGGUUCUUGAGAGCUCAGCGGAGAUAGACCUAACAAAUGGCGUUCAGCCUGGGCGAAGCCAGCUCUUCAACGUGGCCAACACGGCGGAGAUAAGGAUGUUCCGGCGGAUGGUGGCCGGCGCGCAAGAUGACGAUAGCUCCGACUUGACACAAUACGAUUGGAGCAGAGGUAGUGACGCCGCCCCGAGUUCAAGGAUUGCUUUCUGACUCUACUCUGCCUUACUUGUGUUGGUUAAUCGAUUAGGGAAUUCAGUUCAGGUGGCUGUAUCCAGUGAAAGUUGGUUUCUUUUUUUUUUUUGUUCUUUCUUUCUCUGUACGUAUGAAGGAAGAAGAGGGUUGGCAGCUGAUGCAUAUUUUUUAGGCAGUCAAGGACAUGGAAAUUGAAGCAUCACUUUGUUGAACGAGACACGUGACUUCCAACCUGUCUGUCUGUUUCUGUAGCCAAAGAAGACACGAAAAUGAACUGUUGAACCUCCUGCCUGACAUUUUAUU
Sorghum bicolor (sorghum) is the source of this 2595-nucleotide messenger RNA. RefSeq names its product proline-rich receptor-like protein kinase PERK8. The coding region runs from base 490 to 2310 and encodes 606 amino acids. The transcript has 7 exons. The record is from RefSeq and is a predicted model, not a curated record. Gene Ontology annotation, molecular function: protein kinase activity; ATP binding. Lineage: Eukaryota; Viridiplantae; Streptophyta; Magnoliopsida; Poales; Poaceae. Gene Ontology annotation, biological process: protein phosphorylation.